Molecule: messenger RNA, 1113 nt
Organism: Ceutorhynchus assimilis (cabbage seed weevil)
Lineage: Eukaryota; Metazoa; Arthropoda; Insecta; Coleoptera; Curculionidae
Source: the annotation of a GenBank genome assembly
CCGAUAUCAAAGAUAAUGUAUACUCUUGUUAAAAAAGUUUCCAUCGAUAACUAUCGCGGUAUUCUUGCUUUAUUAAAGCUUAGCCAAAAGCAAAGCAAAGCGUGAAAGGAACCGGACAAUUACUUCUUUUGAGAAAUAAAACCGUUCCGAGGAAUGCUGCACCCUGUCAGUACAGAUUCGAUCUCGUACCAAAGUGGUUCCUAAAACCGAAAAUGGCCCUUUUAUUGAAAAGUCUAUUGUAUUUUGGUGCAUUUUUCGUAGUUCUCAGAACGGUACAGUCGCAAGGCUUGAAUAGCAACGUUUACGUCGAAAAACAGUUACUUUGCGCCUUGGAUAAGGCCCCUUGUGAUAAUUUAGGACGACAAAUUAAAGCUGCCUUACCAGAAAUUAUUGGAAAAAACUGCAAUGCCUGCGAUCAAAAACAACUGGGCAACGCUAAAAGAAUAGCCCGUUUUGUCCAGAGCAAAUAUCCAGACGUUUGGAACGAUUUAGUGAGGAAAUAUGGAAAACCUACCAACUAGAAAUUAGGCUAAUUGUAAUUGAAACACUUAUUUAUUCACAAAUAAAAAAACAUGCAAUUAAUAAAUGGUAAACUUCUUAAGCAGAAUUCGUUUCCUGUUGGUAUCUGUGUUUGUAGGCACCUUGAGGAUCGUAUUUUUUGGUAAGCCUAUCCCAGUCUUUGGUUCUCUUGUUCAUCAGAUGCCUGAUCACUUUUUCAGUCGUAUUUUUCUGUUUUUCGUUGCAUUUGGAGCAGUUGCUUUCCAAAGCAUCAGGAAGAGUCUCUAUAGAAUAAUCAAGAAAAUAAACCACAUCAGGAAUAACAAAUAAAAAACUUACUUUUUAAUUCUCGUCCUUCAGGUGUGCAAGGUCCCUCGUCCAUCAAACAUUUGAUGUAAUUGGUCAAAACUCUAUCGUUUUUCAAAAUUUUAUCAACAUCUACGUUAUCGUACUUUGUGGUGUAAGGGUUUUGAGCUAUAGCUAUUCCAAUCACUGUUAGCAAAACUACCAAACUAGCACAAUGCAUUUUUUUUUUCUUUCAAUUAAACAACUUGGCUGUUCUAAAUAACAAUGACUUAAAAUAAAUACACUUCUUAACGUUUUAUUUUGUCUGGU